AUGAAGUUCUCAAGUCUCUUCGUUGUCUUUACCAGUCUUUUGCUUACUGUUGUCUCUGCUGCAAGAUACCCGGCCAUUCUUAAAUUUCUUCCAUCACCUCGCAUUUUCCCACCGCCUUAUUUCACUGUGAUUGACUUGCCAACCAUUGAACAAUCGAUUCGCGUCAAUUUAUGGCAACUCGGAAGUCCUCAGGAUCUUACUCAAGCUUAUCCAGGACAACUAUCCAGAGGUUAUGUUGAGGUUGAUGACCUCUCCGCUUUUGAUGGACGAUAUGCAGGGCUUGUCAAUGAUGAUACGGAAAAUCUCGAGGUGAAAAUCCACCGCGAUGAUGGAAAAAUGUUUACAUUCAUUGGUCAAAGCGCAACGGAGGAAACAGUUACAAACAUGAAGGUUCGAGCGGACGUGAUUCCACAGGAUGAUGUCGACCUAUGGAGCUGGUGGUAG
Lichtheimia ornata is the source of this 444-nucleotide messenger RNA. RefSeq lists its product as uncharacterized. Lineage: Eukaryota; Fungi; Mucoromycota; Mucoromycetes; Mucorales; Lichtheimiaceae. The record is from RefSeq and is a predicted model, not a curated record. Bases 1 to 444 code for a protein of 147 amino acids. The transcript has a single exon.